AUGAUUUCUGCACUCAUUUUGGCUCAUCAUAUAAAUUCAUUAUUUUGUCUUUCCAUCGGUGUUUCAUUAAAUAUUCUUUUAAUUUGGCUUAUUUUUAAACAAACCCCAAAAGAAAAACAAAUUUAUAGCCAAAUAUUAUUGCAAACAUGUAUUAUAGAUAUUCUUUUAUUAAUUAUGGGAGAGUUAGUCCAACCGAUAUUUUUUGUUCAAAAUGGAGUUGCUAAAGAUAUAAUGAUUGGACAAUUAAGUUUUUUGCCCAACCCUUUUUAUCAUUUUGUUUUUAUUGUUUGGUUUAUAAUAUUUUAUUUUUCACUGAUUGGACUUGGAAUUCAAUUUAUAUACAGAUAUUUAAUUCUUUGCAAGUAA
This is a messenger RNA of Meloidogyne enterolobii, 366 nucleotides long. The record is from the annotation of a GenBank genome assembly. NCBI's taxonomy places the organism in Eukaryota, Metazoa, Nematoda, Chromadorea, Rhabditida, Meloidogynidae.